AUGUGGCGGCGGCUCGGAAACCAAGUGUUGGAAAUGUUUGAUCAUGCAUAUAGCAAUUAUAUGGAACAUGCCUAUCCAGCUGAUGAACUCAUGCCUUUAACUUGUCGUGGACGAGUACGGGGUCAGGAACCGAGUCGAGGGGACGUAGACGAUGCCUUGGGAAAGUUUUCCCUGACCUUGAUUGAUACCUUGGACACUCUUGUGGUGUUAAAUAAAACCAAAGAGUUUGAAGAGGCUGUAAAAAAAGUAAUAAAAGACGUUAAUUUAGAUAAUGACAUAGUCGUAUCAGUCUUUGAAACCAACAUAAGAGUCCUUGGAGGUCUCUUAGGUGGGCAUUCAGUGGCAAUUAUGCUGAAAGAGAAAGGUGAAUUUAUGCAGUGGUACAGCGGUGAGCUCCUGCACAUGGCCAAGGAACUAGGCUACAAGCUUUUGCCUGCUUUUAACACCACUAGCGGUCUCCCUUAUCCAAGAGUAAACUUGAAAUUUGGUGUGAGGCAUCCAGAAGCACGAACAGGAACAGAAACAGAUACCUGCACAGCUUGUGCGGGUACCUUGAUCCUUGAGUUUGCAGCUUUAAGCCGAUUCACAGGAACAUCUAUAUUUGAGGAAUAUGCACGGAAAGCACUUGAUUUUAUUUGGGAAAAGAGACAACGCAGUAGCAAUUUAGUGGGCGUUACUAUUAAUAUUCACACUGGAGACUGGGUCCGCAAAGAUAGUGGAGUUGGAGCAGGAAUAGAUUCAUAUUAUGAAUAUUUAUUAAAAGCCUAUGUCUUGCUGGGAGAUGACAGUUUCCUGGAAAGAUUUAAUACACACUACGAUGCCAUAAUGAGAUACAUUAGCCAGCCGCCUCUUCUACUUGAUGUUCAUAUUCACAAACCUAUGCUAAAUGCUAGGACCUGGAUGGAUUCUUUGCUAGCUUUCUUCCCAGGGUUGCAGGUGUUGAAGGGUGAUAUUCGACCUGCUAUAGAAACUCAUGAGAUGCUGUAUCAGGUUAUAAAAAAGCAUAACUUUCUUCCUGAGGCAUUCACGACAGAUUUUAGAGUGCACUGGGCUCAGCAUCCUUUAAGGCCUGAAUUUGCAGAAAGCACUUAUUUCUUGUAUAAAGCUACUGGGGAUCCUUACUAUCUAGAAGUAGGAAAAACACUUAUUGAAAACUUAAACAAGUAUGCGAGGGUACCCUGUGGGUUUGCUGCAAUGAAGGACGUCCGUACUGGAAGUCAUGAAGACAGAAUGGAUUCUUUCUUUCUCGCUGAGAUGUUCAAGUAUCUUUAUCUGCUCUUUGCUGAUAAGGAGGACAUGAUUUUUGACAUAGAAGACUACAUCUUCACUACAGAAGCUCAUCUAUUACCACUUUGGCUUUCCACUACGAACCAAACAAUAUCUAAAAAAAAUACAACUACAGAAUUCACAGAGCUGGAUGACAGCAACUUUGACUGGACCUGCCCAAACACCCAGAUCCUUUUCCCGAAUGACCCCAUGUUUGCCCAGAGUAUUCGUGAACCUUUGAAAAAUGUGGUGGAUAAAAGUUGUCCUCGGGGUAUUUCCAGAGCAGAAGAGAGUUUGGGAAGUGGACCAAAACCACCACUGAGAGCCAGAGAUUUCAUGGCCAGUAAUCCUGAGCAUUUGGAAAUAUUGAAGAAGAUGGGAGUCAGUUUGAUCCAUCUCAAAGAUGGAAGAGUGCAAUUAGUGCAACAUGCAGUGCAAGCAGCAAGUUCACUUGAUGCUGAAGAUGGUUUACGGUUCAUGCAAGAAAUGAUUGAACUAUCCAGUCAGCAGCAGAAAGAGCAGCAGCUCCCUCCUCGCGCUGUUCAAAUAGUUUCCCAUCCGUUCUUCGGCAGGGUGGUCUUGACUGCUGGGCCAGCCCAGUUUGGAAUGGACUUGUCCAAACACAAAGCCGGGACAAGAGGAUUUGUUGCAACCAUUAAGCCAUAUAAUGGAUGCUCGGAGAUCACUAAUCCUGAAGAAGUGAAAGAGAAAAUUGCUCUGAUGCAGAGAGGCCAGUGCAUGUUUGCAGAAAAGGCACGAAACAUUCAAAAAGCAGGAGCAAUAGUAGGCAUUGUUAUUGAUGACAACGAGGGAAGCAGUAGUGACACUGCUCCUCUCUUCCAAAUGGCCGGUGAUGGAAAGAAUACAGAUGAUAUCACAAUUCCUAUGCUCUUCCUCUUCAACAAGGAAGGAAAUAUUAUACUGGAUGCAAUCCGGGAAUAUGAGACUGUGGAGGUGCUCCUUUCUGAUAAAGCAAAAGAUAGAGCAACGAUCUUUAAAGGUAAAACGAUUCCAAACUACAUUAUUGAUAGCAACUUGGAAGUGGACAAUAUGGACCAGAAAUUGUCUGAAAAUGAUUCCCAGAAGCAGAGUUCAGAAGAGACUACGUCAGCAUCUCAAGGUGUUGGCUUGGCCAGUGAGGAGCCUGAGGGAGGCGACAGCUCUGACGUUGUUCAGCCGGAUCCGUUGUCUCCUGCACCUGCAGACAGUGACAGUGUUUCCACCUCAAAUCAGGAUUCCUACGUCCCUGACACUGAGGCUAGUAGUAUUCCCGAGCCAGAAUGCGCACAAGCAGAUAACCAGCCUCAGGAACAGAAAACUGACACAGAGUCAGACUCCAAAGCUAACUGGGAUAAUAAAGUCCCACCUAUGGAAUCCAUAUUAGCAGACUGGAAUGAAGAUAUAGAAGCAUUUGAAAUGAUGGAAAAGGAUGAACUAUGACUUGUAAUAAUAAUUUAUUUGUUAGUAAACAUGUGGAGAACUCUUUUGGUAGAAGAGAGGCCCUGAUAUCAACAAACUAGGAAACAUAUUCAGUAUUGUGAUGAGCAGCCAGGCUUCGCCUGGAAAAUACCAUAGAAAUCCAGCACGUGCUCUUUGUUUUAAUUUUUCCUGUUUAAAAAUGGGAAUGUGCAAUUGAAGCAUUCGUAUGGCUCCAUUGCAUGGUGCUGUAACCCACCAGGAGGCUCCAUCCAUGAGCGAGCCCGACUUCUGCGUUCCUGGCUC
This is a messenger RNA of Tinamus guttatus (white-throated tinamou), 2988 nucleotides long. It is a transcript of the gene EDEM3, whose product is annotated as ER degradation enhancing alpha-mannosidase like protein 3. The record is from RefSeq and is a predicted model, not a curated record. Gene Ontology annotation, molecular function: calcium ion binding; mannosyl-oligosaccharide 1,2-alpha-mannosidase activity. NCBI's taxonomy places the organism in Eukaryota, Metazoa, Chordata, Aves, Tinamiformes, Tinamidae. Gene Ontology annotation, biological process: mannose trimming involved in glycoprotein ERAD pathway; carbohydrate metabolic process; endoplasmic reticulum mannose trimming. Gene Ontology annotation, cellular component: endoplasmic reticulum; membrane.